Molecule: messenger RNA, 1254 nt
Organism: Didymodactylos carnosus
Lineage: Eukaryota; Metazoa; Rotifera; Eurotatoria; Philodinida; Philodinidae
Source: the annotation of a GenBank genome assembly
AUGUUAAGUUAUGGUAAAAUGAAUGAUAUGAUAUAUUAUUGUAAUCGUACAUACGAUGUAUCAUCGAUCGAUGGUGAUUAUUGUUGUAAAAAUAAUUUUUAUAGUGAAUCAUGUAAUAAACAUUAUGAUCGAUAUUUUAAUGAAAAAUUGGGAAAUUAUGAUCAAACUCAUUCGAAUGGAUUUUUAUCAAUAUUAUUUCAUAAAAAAUAUCGAUACUAUUUUAUUAUUGGUGGUAGUCUGUUUUUAUUUGUUAUAUUUUGUUUGAUUAUUCUAUGUAUCAUAUGUAUUGUUUGUCGUCGACGUCGUCGUGAUCAUGAAAAUGAUACUCAAUCGUCAAACAAAAUAAAACAACGAACAACAGUUACAAAAAAUCUAAUUAAUUCACAAAUAAAUAAUAAUCAUUAUCAUAAAACUAGUAUUACAUCAACACAGGUAACAAAUCAAACAGCAAUACAAAAAUUUUUAUUAUCAACAAAACAAAAUGUAGCAUAUGAACAUCAAGAGAAUGAUGCAUCAUUUACAGAUGAUGAUGAAAAUGAAUCUCAAGAAUAUGAAUCAAUUCCAUUGAAUAUAUCAAAUCAAAAUUUAAAUAUAAGACAGACACAACAACAGACGUUUGGUCCACCACUACCACCACCCAGACAGAAUAAUAAUCGACCAUUAUCUCAUUCAUCAAGUAUAACACGUUCAAUUGUUCCACCAGUACAACAUCGAAUAUCUCUCGUUGAACGAAAGAGUUCAACAAAUUCAAAUAAAUCAAUGAUACAACAUCAAAAUUCUAUGACACGUUCAUGUUUAACAAUUAAAUUAGAUGCAUUAAUAUUAUAUUCGAUUUGUGAUAGUGAAUAUGUUCAUAAUCAUAUUGGAACAACAUUAGAAGAUAUUUACUGUAAACGUUUUAGUUUUUAUUUUCUACAUCGCGAUCGAAUGAUUGGCGAUUUAGAUUGGUUAAUGAACAAUUCAUGUGUCAUUAUCAUUAUAAUCAAAAAACCUUACAAUACAAUUAACGAUUACAUGAAAAUUUUAACUACAUCAUCAUUAAAACGUUUUGUCAUUUUAAUUGAUGGAAACGAAAAUACAGUAACGACAACAAAAACAGCAUCAUCGGUAUCUCUACUACACAAAAAUGAAGAGAAAAUUGCACGUCUCUAUAAAACACAAGAGGUUUACGAAUGGUCAGAUCCAGAUUUACAUGAAAAAUUAGAAAUAUUUUUAGAAAAUAAUUGUGGCUCGGCUACCUAUGUACCGUGCUGA